GUUCUUCUCCCCAAAGCUUCUCAGAGUUUGUACCCCGAGGCUACUUCGCCCCUUUUAGGGUUAAAUAGGUCUCCUGUAAAGACCAAACCUGCGUCCCAGUGUGAUAUUAGUAAUUUUCCAUAGUAUUUAAGGCAGAUAGGGACGCAGGGGAACUGUGUUCUGCACGCAGGAGCGAAACGUAUCGACACGAAAUCAACGCCGACGUCAGAUAGGUAAUUGGGCAUGACGUCACACGAUUAGCUGCGCCGCAAAAAGGUUGUCACCUUCAGGUCACAGGUGAUGUUUAGGUUGAAUUCCGGCCGCUGAUUGUCUUAGACGAUGGUAGCCUUUCAGGUGGCACUCGUCUAUACGAGGGGCUGAACAUGAAGGCUACCAGCAGUCACACCUGUCUCAGACUCUGUUUGUUUGUGCUGCACAUUUCUACGCGCGUGGCCGGAAACAUGGCCUCUCCGACCCAGUUUGGCGUCACCAAUACAGAAGGUCGCCUAAAUCGACACCCCAAACAGAGGAACUCUUAUUUUAGACCUUUCAAAGAAAGCCAAACUGAAGACGAAGCUAUGCGACUCAUGUUACGUCUAUACAGGAUCGCGGCGGAUGCAGAUGGACGACCCAAACAGCACAAGUUAUUCGGCUCCAACACUGUGAGACUGCUUCAAGCGUCCACCACUGAAAAACACUUUAUCCCGACCUCAAGCGACCUUCAGUAUACCUACACAGUGAAAUAUGAACUGGAAAACCUCUCGUUGGACAAAUUGGUGAGGGCGUCUUUUAUGCACCUAAGGUCGCCUGUGUCAUCGCAUCUUUCUUUUAUCUGUGAGGCAAGAGUCACGUCACUUCAAGAUCUUCCUGCAGGAGACCGUGUCGUCAUGGGUCCUCGAAGCCUGUGGACCGAAUCUGAUGUCACAAGACACGUGUCCGAGUCGAAAGAUGGCCAUGUGUCCCUCUUUGCCCAUUAUCGAUGCACACAACAAGCACACGCCAGGUCCAUUACACAACGGAAACACUUCCCACCUCAGCACCAUCUUCGAGCUCCAGUUUUGCUGCUCUUCUUGGAGGAGAACAAGCAGCCUGUGGAAUGGGGGAAGCACUUCACGCCCCUUUCUCGCCCCAGGACCCGUCGGUCCAAGGAAGCUGGGAGCAUCGUCUCUGACAUUCCCAACUACAAGCAAGGGCUGAACAGUGUGGCCAAAAACCAGUGCAAGCUGCACUCCUACCCUGUGGCCUUCAAAGAUUUGGGAUGGGACCACUGGAUCAUUGCACCCCCCAAGUACAAUCCUCGUUACUGUAUGGGAGACUGUCCUCGUAUCCUGCAUUACGGCUACAAUUCACCCAACCACGCGAUCAUGCAGACAUUAAUCAGCGAGCUUGGUGCGGCAGAUAUCCCGUUGCCCUCUUGUGUUCCUUAUAAAUACAAACCUGUCAGUGUGCUGAUGAUGGAGAAGAACGGAAACAUAGUUUAUAAAGAAUAUGAAGACAUGAUUGCAGACUCCUGCACCUGCAGAUGACUUUGGGCUCAAGGUCAGAUAAGGACAAGAACUAAAUGGUCCUAAUGGACAAUGUGAAUUUGUACUAGCACAGUUGGAAAAGGAAUGGCAAUGUUGGGUUUGAUUUUGCCUUUUGCCAUUUCUCGUGCAGUACUAACAGCAUUCACACAGAGAGGUUUCUGUAAUACUUGAAUUGUGGAGAGUGAUCAAUUCAGUCUCAUCUCUCGCAGUACCCAACUGUUUGGGGAUGUAGGUAUGAACAAAUGGAUUCUGAUUGGUAAAUUAAUUUUUUUUCUUCUAUUUACUCUAUGUAUGUUCAUUGGUUUCUGUCUUGUGUGUAUUAAUGUUAAAUCUUUCAUUAUGUAUUUAUGGAGGGGAAUGGAGAUGGAAAAUCUUGGCACUUUAUUAAAGACACUGUACUGAAAAGUCUGUCUAAAGAAAAUAGGAAAAUGGAGAAGAAAAAUAAUGGAGCAUGAGAGAGCCCUGUCUGUUGUAUUAUAGGCUUUAAUGCUGUUGUGUCUCUUGCAUUUGUAUUCUCUUUCUGAAAGCAAAGGGCACGGCAUUCAAAAGCAAGCAGAGAAAAGGAGCAAAUGCCAAUUUUGCACUACCCCGAAGAAGACAUCCAUUAAGUAUAUGAAAGAGAGCCUUUCAUAGAUUCAUUUCAUAGAGGAGAAACUGAAGUCCAUGCACUUAAAUGAAUGUUUUAAUCCCAUGAUGAAAGAUGAUGAAAUAAAAUGGUUGUUUUGUAUAAAAAAAGAAAGCAAACUUA
Carassius gibelio (silver crucian carp) is the source of this 2253-nucleotide messenger RNA. RefSeq names its product bone morphogenetic protein 15-like. Gene Ontology annotation, molecular function: growth factor activity; cytokine activity. The transcript has 2 exons. Lineage: Eukaryota; Metazoa; Chordata; Actinopteri; Cypriniformes; Cyprinidae. Gene Ontology annotation, cellular component: extracellular region. The record is from RefSeq and is a predicted model, not a curated record. The coding region runs from base 363 to 1505 and encodes 380 amino acids. Gene Ontology annotation, biological process: BMP signaling pathway; SMAD protein signal transduction.